GCUACCGACAUCCGGGCCCUUCGCACGCCGCCGUCCCAGCGCCCGGAGCCGCCGGGAGCCGCGCCGCAGCAAAGCGUUUGUGCCCCCUCUUACUACUUAUUAUUUUUGACGGCUCGCGCUGCCGCCGGUGCCACUGCGGACGGCGCCCCUGGGACAGCCCCACGGAGGACGACGCCACGGGAGUUGACUUCGCCGCCGCUCGCCGGGUCGCAUCCCUCUUCGCCCGGCUCCGUGCGUGGAAACGGGCAAAACCACGUUCCCUCCCGUCUAAAAGCUCAGAGGCUGAUCCUUCUGAAAGCCCCUGAAAGACCCAACUCUAUGGGAACUGAGACCGCUUGACUGCUUUCAACGCCCCUCAGGAUCUGGUCCUAGGAAAUGCUCAAAGGCGCCAACGGAAAAUUGUCUGAGAUUUGAAACGAAGAAAAGGGUAACGGGCACUAAAUGAGAAUAUGGCCAAUGGCAUUGAAGAUCUUAUCGGGAUCCCAUUCCCGAACCACAGCAGUGAAGUCUUAUGUGGUUUAAAUGAGCAGCGACAUGAUGGUCUCCUCUGCGAUGUCAUCCUCAUUGUACAGGACCAGGAGUACCGGACUCAUCGGUCUGUCCUUGCUGCCUGCAGCAAAUACUUCAAAAAACUAUUCACUACCGGCACUUUAACAGACCAGCCCUAUGUUUACGAGAUUGACUUUGUCAAACCUGAAGCACUUUCUGCCAUCCUCGAGUUUGCUUACACCUCAACCCUCACCAUCACCACCUCAAAUGUCAAGCACAUUCUCAGCGCUGCCAAGAUGCUGGAGAUUCAGUGCAUUAUCAACGUAUGCCUUGAAAUCAUGGAGCCUGACAGAGAGGCAGAAGAGGACGAUGACAAAGAGGACGAAGAUGAUGAUGAAGAUGAAGAUGAAGAUGAGGAGGAAGAGGAGGAGGAGGAGGAGGAGGAAGUGGAGGAUUUUGUCAAUCAGGAGAACCUAACUGAUGUCCAAGAAGUAAGCUGUCACCAAAGCCCUUCUAAGUCUGAUCUUACUGAAGAAACAUAUACAGAAGCACCUAAAGACUUUCCAAAUCACUAUCCAGCCAAUAACUCAUCUGGACACUUAGGUGUGAUACGAGACUUCUCCAUUGAGUCCUUGCUAAGGGAGAACUUGUACCCUAAGGCAAACAUCCCAGAAAGGAGGCCAGCUCUCUCUCCUUUCACCCCUAACUUCUUCCCCCACCUAUGGAAUGGCGAUUUUAGCUCCUUUUCCCAGCUCGAAGAGCCACAGGUAGACAAUGGCCCUUUGGAUCUGGUGAUCAAAAAGAGGAAGAUCAAGGAAGAGGAGGAGAAGGAAGACCUGCCUCCACCUCCUUUCCCUAAUGACUUCUUCAAGGACAUGUUUACCAACAGCCCAGCAGCUCCCUUAGGGCAUAUUAAGGCAGAGACUGACUAUAGUGCUUAUCUCAAUUUCCUAAGUGCAACCCAGUUUGGAGGAGUUUUUCCUCCAUGGCCCCUGGAGGAAGAGAGGAAGAUAAAGCCCAAGGCAUCCCAGCAGUGUCCCAUUUGUAACAAAGUCAUCAUGGGGGCCGGAAAGCUGCCUCGGCACAUGAGGACCCAUACAGGAGAGAAGCCGUAUAUGUGCAAUAUCUGUGAAGUCCGCUUUACCAGGCAGGACAAGCUCAAGAUCCACAUGCGGAAGCACACGGGCGAGCGGCCCUACCUCUGCAUCCACUGCAACGCCAAGUUCGUGCACAACUACGACCUGAAGAACCACAUGCGCAUCCACACGGGCGUGCGGCCCUACCAGUGCGAGUUCUGCUACAAGAGCUUCACGCGCUCCGACCACCUCCACCGCCACAUCAAGCGCCAGAGCUGCCGCAUAGCCCGGCCCCGGCGGGGCCGCAAGCCGGCGGCGUGGCGGGCCGCCGGCCUGCUCUUCGCCCCCGGCGGCGCGCCGGGCGAGAAGGGCUUCGCCGUGCCGCCCGCCCUGCAGGAGAUGGGCGGCCACCUCGGCGGCGGGCCCGUGUGCCUUCCCGGCCCCAGCCCCGAGCACUUCCUCGGCGGGACCAAGGACGCUUUUAGCCUGCAGGAGCUGGAGAGCCGGUUCGAGGAGACGCAGCUGAAGCUGCUGAGGCGAGCCCAGCUGGACAUGGAGAGGAACGCGGGCAUCUUCGCCUUCGCCCUGGGCCGUAACGACAACCUCUCGGCCCAGCCUUUCUUCCCGCUGCCCGACCCCUGGAGCGCCGGCUUCAGCGGCCUGGCGGGGCUGGCCCACGUGGCCCCCAUCUCCGAGGCGGACAACUGAACCGGCCCCGGGAGGGCUCCGCCGCCGAGAAGGGAGCUGUGCGCGCGCCGCCAGCCCGGCCGGCGCUGCCGCUCCCCUGGACGCCCCCGAAAACGUCGCUUGCCUUAGCCCGCGGCCGUCUCCGCCGGACGGCUCUUCUGGGGAGGCCUCGGCCGUUCUCCAGCCGCCCGCUGGGCACGGACGGGCCGUCCGGGCUUCCUUCCGAUACGUGACAUUCCUCGGCCCUUUCGGUCAACGGGACUUACUUUCUGGGGUUUUCUCUUUUUUGGUUGCUUUAUUUUGGUUUUUAAAUCCCAAAUUUACUCGACAAGGGAGCCCGAGGGAGGCAAGGGGAGCCACUGGCGCUGGGGCCGGGCCGGGCUCCCGGCCGCCGCACGGCACGCGCCUCCGACAGCUUCGGGGCUGCCGAAAGCCCCCGCCGUCCCGGAUGAGUUGGGACCCUGAAAGAAAAAGAGGCUGAAUAUCAUCCAGGAGCAAAGCUGGGGGAGAAUUUGGGUUAUUUUGGUUCUGUUUCAACAUUCCCGAAGGAGAACUGAACCCUGUUCCGAGCGUUGUAGCUGCAGUCGCUUGAAAAAAAAGUGAAGUUUUUUUUUGGAUGGGGGGGAGAGGGGAAAUGUUUCGAUUCUGAGCUUGUUCCUUCUUUUUCUCUCUCUCUCUCUUUCUAACCCUCGCUUUGCAAAUGCCAAGCGCGGGGGAACAUUGAAACGAAAAAGCCGGUUCAAACCAAAGAGGCAGAACAGCUCACUAGGCCUCACGCCUGCUGGAUGUGUGUCCUUAAUUCCUCCCUUCCCCCCUCCAAAAAAAUAACUUCUAUAUAUAUUUUGGUGACAGAAAUUUAUAACACACUUGGACAUCACCAAAGCUGCAAUUCUGAUUGAGAGGGGAAAAAAAAAUAAAAUAAAACCUUUGCACCUGUAUUUUCAUGUCUGCAGGGACAUGAGCGAGCCUCGCUCGGCCCGGCAGCCGCCGGCCCAGCGCCUCCACCUUCAGAGUGGGACUUCGGUGAGGAAGACUUGCCAGCAGCUUGGCUGGCUGACAUAAACCCAGAGCUCAAAAAAUGUAAAUGUUAAAAAUUCGGGCUCUUUUUUUUUUUUUUUUGGCUUGCUCUCUACUGUUACCUUCCGACGUCAGCAGAAUCAAAGGGAACGAGAGAACCGUAGGUUCUUUUUUUAUUAUUUUUUUAUUAUUAUUAUUAUUUGGGGUUAUCCGCUGCUGGUGCUGCCCUGAGGGCGCAGCGGAGCGAGGGGCUCGCCGCGGGAGCGGGUGCAGCGGGGAUGUGGCGCCUCCCCGCGCCCCUCGCGCCGGGGCAGGAGCGAGUCCUGGCCGGUCGGGGAGCACCACGCCGAAGCGAGCGAUCUCCAGGAGCUGCCUGACAAUAGCUUUCUGCUCCCCAAAACACAUCCGCAGAGACGCUGUGUGCAACAAAUCAGUGGAGAAGAAAAAAGAAAAGAAAAAAAGACUUUUUAAAACUACAUCAGACUUUUUUUUUUUAAAAAAAAUAAAAAAUCUGUAUCGACUUCUUAUACAAACUACAUUUUGCAGAUGACUGGUUACUUCAGGUGUUUUUUGUCUACGAUUUGGAGUCAUUGUAAAGUAUCCAAAGAUGCUGAGUACUGUAUAAUCUAGAAGAACUUGAAGCAAGGUGGUUUUUUUUGUCUCGAUUUGUUUGUUGGUUUGUUUUUGGGUUUUUUUCCUAUUUGUCUAUGCGGGAGAACCUUUGCAAUUUUUCUAUUUAUAACUAUUUUUAUGUGAUUGCUUUAUGUACAAAACAAUGGAGAAAAAACAAAAAAGGAGAGAGAGCGACAACACAUGCAAACAAAUUUGCCUUAGUUACUCACGGGACAAUCAUCCUUAACUUUUAUUGAAGCUAGAAACCGAAAGAAAAAAGAAAGACUCAAUCCUUUUACGUAUUUAUUAAACUGUAUUAAUUGUACUCUGAAAAUCUUAGCAAGACUUGGUUCUUCUGCAAACCUGGGAAGGCCAAGCCGCUCGAGAAGCCGAGUGGCGCGGCAUGCCAGAGGUGAGCCGGUUGAGCUGUGCUCAUCCUUGCUCAGGUUUGCCCAACAUCCAAAUUUGACUCUUUCCAAAGGUACUUUUUGAAAGAGAAGCCAAUGACGCAUUAUUUAAGCAUCUGGCCAGUAAUGUUUCUGGCUCAAGGAAGCUGUUUGCGUGGCAACACCGAUGACCAUAAACAAGUUAAGGUUGAUUUUCCCGGACUGCGUUGGUUUGGGUUGUACGUAGCUGGUUGCUGGCUGAGCGCACGCUGGGGACAGGGAGGGA
Molecule: messenger RNA, 4553 nt
Organism: Rhea pennata
Lineage: Eukaryota; Metazoa; Chordata; Aves; Rheiformes; Rheidae
Gene: ZBTB7C
Product: zinc finger and BTB domain containing 7C
Exons: 7
Coding region: 450-2273 (607 amino acids)
Biological process (GO): regulation of transcription by RNA polymerase II
Molecular function (GO): DNA-binding transcription factor activity, RNA polymerase II-specific; RNA polymerase II cis-regulatory region sequence-specific DNA binding; protein binding
Source: RefSeq, a predicted model, not a curated record